AUAAAAUAUUCGUUCCUGAACUUGAUUCACCCUGUAUUUGCCGGUCGAGAAAAUUUUUAAAUAAAUCAUCCACGAAUUCAAUCAAUAUGGCAUAAAUACCCUGAUGGGGAAAGUUUUCUCCCCGCUAUACACUGAGUCUUCUUAAUAUUUAAUUAAAUCCAUAAUAGAUAAAUAAACUCGUUCCGUGCCGUCCAAUCGACUUUUCCCAUUGGACAGUUUUAGUUUUCUGUGUGAAGAGUUGAAAAACUUAUAUUUUUAAGGUAAGUAACAAUAAUUUAAUCAAAAAAUUAGAUUAAGAACUUAAACAGAAUUGGCACAGACAAUAUUCUUUUAUAGAAUUUUAUAUAAUUCAGUCGUUUUAAAUAGAAAAUACCCUUCAGAAAAUAGAUCCUUCGAACAAGAUUACAGCGAAAAUGCAUCUGUGAAAUGGAAAACUAUUUAGUAGAAAGAUUAAACUUUAAAAACAAAGAAAAUCAAUUAUUGAUUUAAAACUUUAAGUUCUAUUUUUAGAUGGCAAGUAAAAUUAAGGAAUUUUACGAAAAUAAAAAUGUCCUGCUUACCGGAGGAACUGGAUAUUUAGGAAAAUUGAUAAUCGAAAAAUUACUCAGGACUACAAACGUUAAAACUAUUUUCCUCAUAGUAAGAUCGAAGCAGGAUAUUGCAUUUCACAAACGAAUCUCGAAAAUGUUUGAAGAACAAGUGAGGAUUUUUGAUUGCAAGCAUAAUUUCUUUAAAAAAAUCAUUUUAUAGGUUUUUUGUCGUAUACCUGAAGCAAAAUUUUCGGAAAAGCUACACCCAAUUGAAGGAAAUCUACAAAAAAAGCACCUAGGAAUUUCACAAGAAGAUCAAAUCCUGAUCCAACAAAACGUCAAUAUAGUAUUUCAUUGUGGCGCUUCCCUAAACAUGGAUUCCAACCUGGUCGAAGCCGUUAUGACGAACAUAAACGGCACGGCAGCAAUUCUGGAUUUAAUGAAAGGAGCCGAAUCAAUGGAUGCUUUUGUACUAGUCUCGACUGCAUACUCCAACUGUUUGAACAAUGUAGUCGACGAAAUAUUUUACGAACCGCCAAUUGAUCCGAAAUUGUUAAUUAGAAUUGUCGAGGAUAUGAAACCGGAUCUAUUGAAUAUUAUGAGCAACGGGAUUAUUGGAAAGUGGCCAAACACUUACACCUUUACUAAGGCCGUGUCCGAGCAUCUUUUAAUUAGCGAGGGACGCAACAUGCCAGUGGCACUUUUUCGACCAACGAUUGUGACUUCCACUGUGUCCGAUCCCGUUCCAGGUUGGUCGGACAAUCUGUACGGUCCCCUCGGGAUCCUUUUAUCCUCGAACUGCGGAAUCCUGCGUGUAAUUCGAGGAAACGGCAGGAUAAAAGCGGACACGGUUCCAGGCGAUCUGGUUAUCAGCGGCCUGCUGUGCUACGCUUGGGAAGUGGCCACUCAAUGGUCUAAUAAUCCAGUCAACUACAAGCCACUUGUAAUGAACUUUUCCGGCAACUCUAGUUCAUUGUAUAUGUCAAUAAAGGACUAUACAUCUUUGGCAGCAAAUUCCGGCUAUUUGGCAUUCAAAAAAACUAUCUGGAAACCUAUGCUUAUCAUUAUCGAAAGCGAAAUUAAAUUUUUGGUAUUAAAAUGCCUACUUCACACGUUACCCGCUUACCUUUUCGAUUUGAUGUUCAUGAUUAUUGGACGAAAGCCAAAAUUGAGUAUAGUCUACAAGAAAUUGGAUAAGGUAAUGGGGGUAUUACAUUACUUUCUAGUACGCGAGUGGAUCAUAAAGAACGAGAACGUAAAAGCCUUAUGGGAAAAACUUACUCCGAACGAUAGAAUUACUUAUAACUUCGACGUAAGAAGCGUCCAAGCUGAAACUUACUUAAGAAGUCUUAUGGACGGCUUAAAGAAGUACACUCUGAAAGAAGACAUGUCGAAAGCUGAGUCUCACAAAGCUAGAUACGAACGAUUGCUGGUUCUUCAUAAAACAUUGAAAUACAUUUGCCUAUUUUUCAUCAGUUAUCCAUUCAUCAGACGGCUAGCGAGUUUACUUCAAAACAUCUUAUCUAAAAUUAAAUUGAAUUUUCAUUUAUGAUAAUUUAAUUUUGUAAUAUAAUGAAAGAUAAAAAACUAAGGUUUGUAUUUCUAGUACCGUAAUAUUUCAGGAACAAAAUGCGAUAAGCCCGUUAUAAGGACAGGGUGAGGUGGCGUGUGUAUCAUUUCGCUAUAGAAUUUAUAGUUCCUUCUUGGAAACCGUGCUGAGGGAAAAAUGGGUUGAAAAUUGUAGUUUAUGCUUUCUCAAAGGCGUAAAAUACAACUACGGAUUUGGCUAUCGUUAGGUCGCAGUUACACAAUGCCUGAGGUUUAUAAAAGAUGAAGUUUUGUACAUGUAGGUAAUGUACGAAAUAUUAUGAAAAUAUUGAACGCAAAACAAUAAAGGUAAGUAGACGUUUAUCACCUCAGUGAUUUAAAAACAUUUUAACUCACUCUCGGCAUUUUAAGUCACUCUGCCUAACUAAACAUCUGACAACUCAGUGAUUUAAAAUAUUUUUAACUCACUCUCGGCAUUUUUCCUUGUGCUUUAUUUUUUUAAUCUCCACAAAAUGGGAUAAAAUUUUAUAUACAUCACGUGAGUUGAAAUGUUCAUUCAUUCGAAGAAAAUUAACCCACUCGCUAG
Molecule: messenger RNA, 2664 nt
Organism: Ceutorhynchus assimilis (cabbage seed weevil)
Lineage: Eukaryota; Metazoa; Arthropoda; Insecta; Coleoptera; Curculionidae
Source: the annotation of a GenBank genome assembly